AUGCGACAACGGCUUCUGCAGCCCCAAAACGAGAACCGCCGACUAGAGAGUAUUUUUGGCUACUCGUCCAGUUCUCAAAAUUUCAAGGGGUUCGCUUCUCAACGAGCGCGUGGAGAAAGGCCCUUCUUCAGUCAAGCAGAAUGUGUGCCGGUUGGGCCUGGGCCUCUGUCGCCCUUCACCUCCCGGGAGACUAGAGAGGAUAUGCUGAGGAAAACAGAUCACAACUGGGUCCUUAAAGCUAAAGGAAAGGAUCCGACGAACUUGCCCUCGCUCAAGUCGAUAGAGACGACCGUCGGCUGCUCAGGCGCAGACGACUUUGCAGCCGCUGGGGCCCACCAGGCCGGCGGCACCACGACCGCGGGCCCCCUCUCGGGCGAGAUGUGCUCCGUGCAUCCCGAGAGUGGUGUCAGCCCUUCUGCCGCGAUGCUUUCAAAGAGCCACAGGCUUCCGGCAACCCACCGCGCCGGCAGCAAUAUCAGCUUUGUCGUUGCAGAACAACAGGUGUCGCCGUCGCCACGACCCCGCGGACAUUCCAAUGCUAUGCCGUAUACCUGGACCGCGGGUGCUCCCUGCCAGCUGGUGUUUCAGAAGCCUGCGCAGGACCGGGCUUGCGAACUAGUGCCGGGCGAGGGCAUCGGAACUCCCGAGCGUCGCAACGGCGCACUGGACGGGGAGAGGUUGAGUGGAGAGCACAUGGGUGGCGGGCGCGCACAGAAAGAGGGAAGAUGGGAAGCUCUCAGUGCCUCGUUGGCUGCAGGAACCCAGGCGGCGACAGCUGUGCCGAGGGAUGCGUCGGCGAUGGGCAUGCCUGAGCGUCAUUUGGCUGUUGCUUCUGAGCAGUCGACAGGGCCAUGGCUGCACGAGAACGAGACGUCGAGCUCUCCGCCGCCUGUUUAUCCUUCAGCAGGGGUAUGGCAGAAGCCUUGUGAACCAGGGGCCGUCUCAUUCCCACCUCAUGUCUGUGCGGAUGGCGCAUAUACUCCUUCCCCUGUACGAAUUUCCGCGCCGCUCGGCGGCAUGUACGUAACCUCUGCUGGAGACCGUGGCGCCCUGCCGGCCCGCGAGAACGUCGUCCCGCCAGGGCAACCCCACGGAGAGGCGGAGACCGCCCGCUGUGCGGCCGCGGAAAAGCCUCAAGAAAAGCUUCCACACGAGGGAGGGAUCCAGAAAGAGCGCGGGAAUCUGUACCGCUCCUUCUCUCCGCCGCUUCCAAGGAUUCUCGUGGAAGGGGCAAGCGCUGCCUCCAGCCACGCAGAGCCUGCCUCAAACAGCGCCCAAGGCCCUGCCCCGUGUUUUUUCCAACCUGAGCGUGCCUCGGAGACUGUGGGGCAAGGGACACCAACCGCCGCAGGGGACAGUCCGGAGUCAUUCCACAUGCCUGAAGAUCAUCCCGACGCAAGCGAUCCGGGAGCGCCGCGGCCGCUGACGGAAGAAAGAGAAAGCAUGGUGGACUUGUCCGACGCGCGGUGGAGGGAUCUGAAGCGGCAAGGAUAUUUUCGACUCGGCGACAAAGGCCGAACGUCAAUCAAAUCGCGCAUCGCCAGGGAACUUCGAGCGAAUCCCGAACUUCGGGCGCAGGCGGCGGCGGUCUCGGGGGUCCGGUCGGCAACUACGAAACAGCUCUACCAGCUGGCAGAGCUCUGCGGCUUCUACGACGUGCUCCCUCCUCAGUUCCAACCCACAUCUCGGCCGCAGUCGUCAUCGACGCUUGGUUCACCGGUUUCGCCUCCUGAGUCGCGAGAACGGCAACUGCAACAGGCUGCCCUGCCGCCUGCGGCAGAUGUGCCUCCCCCGCCAGCGUCUUCGCACGUCCAGGAGGAGGCGGUCGCCUCGUGCCUGCCCCAGGGUGCGAUGCUUCAUUCCGUCAAACACGAGCGGGCCCAGGGUGGCGCGGAGCUGCCUGUCAAGCAGGCCGCCGGCCAGACUCGGGCGCAAGGCGCUGCAUCACUUUGGCAAGCCUACGGGGCGCCCCCCGCGCAGAUGCCGCACGCUUACUACGCUGGCGAGGGCCGCCAAGGGCUGGAGCAGACCAGCUGCGAAGGAGGAAGAUCCGAGCUCAGUCCGUGCGACGCAACAGCGAUGCAGGAAGGCUCAUGCUUCCCUCCUGAGGUGCCCCCGACAGGAGUCACCUCCAGCUUCCCCGCGCAGGGAGGAGAAGGGCAACAGUACCGCGGGGGUCCCUCGCCCGGUGAGUCGGCAUCCGUCGGUCUGCAAAAUAAGAGAAGCAAGGAAGCCAGCCGGGAGAGGGCGAGCGCCAGCAGCAACUACAGUGCCAGCUUGCCUAUUAGUGGCCUUGGCCAGGAUGGGGCGGGUCCGAACGGGGUGGAGUGCGCUGCAUUCGAGGUGGAAGGGGGCUGCCUGCAGCAAGAAGCGGGCAAACAAACCCAGGGCCGUCCAACCUUGUUAUGGCCCGCGCAAUGCCAUUCGCUUUAUGCCGCUGUAUCCAUGCCGGGAAACGGCGUCGCAGGAUCAGCUUCGGCCUUGGCGCUUGCAUCUGCCGGAAACGAGGAAACGCCGAGGUCCCUGGAGUCCGCGUUGUCCGCGCGAACGGGAACCGUGUGCCUCUCUCCUUCGUCCGAAACUAGUCUCUGCAGCACGACGUGCGCCAGCAGUUGCCUCAGCCGCACCACGAGUCGCAGCAGUUCCUGUCGUCGCGCUGCGCACGCGCGGUAG
Molecule: messenger RNA, 2673 nt
Organism: Besnoitia besnoiti
Lineage: Eukaryota; Apicomplexa; Conoidasida; Eucoccidiorida; Sarcocystidae
Exons: 3
Coding region: 1-2673 (890 amino acids)
Source: RefSeq, a predicted model, not a curated record